AAUUUUACAAAUCAUUCAUCAACGUCCACCUUUCUGAAAACUUAAACCUAAGAACCUCUGCAAAACAACCGCCAUCUCUUUCGUUUCACAUCUUUCUUUCAAAACAUAAACCUAACACAUCUCUGCAAAGAUUCCAUCGAGUUCUUUCACUCAACUUUUCGGUUCUCUGUGACGACCUAAGGGUUUGACAUGGCCAGAAGACGCAGCAGUAGCGGCGAGUCGAGUGAAGAUGAUGUGAGGAGACGCAGUGGCCGCGAAUCUGAGGAUGACGAAAGGGAUAUGUAUCGGCGUGGUGGUAGGAGUGGUAGGAAGAGUUCUGGUCACCGCAGGGAUAAUAGUGAUGGAAGUAACUCGGGGGAAGAGAGAAAUGGAGCUGAGAGGGAUGAUGGAAUGGGGAGUGAUAAAAAAAGUAGGAGUAGGGAGAGAAAGGAGAAGUCGGAGAGCUCAGAGGAGGAGGGUCAGAUUGUGAAUAAAAAGAGAGUUAGUGAAGAGAAGGGAGAGGAUGAGAGGCUGCCGCAGGAUUAUGAUAGACGUGGGGGAAGAGAUGCUGAAGGAGAUAGCCGGGGUGAUAGGGAUUCUCGUCGAGUGAAUGGUCAGAGUGAAAGGCGAGGGGAGAAAGAGAGUCAUAGAUUGCAUCACAGGGAUAGAUGGCGAGGGGAGAAAGAGAGUCAUAGAUUGCAUCACAGGGAUAGAUGGCGAGGAGGGGAGGAAAACAGAAGUAGAAUUGUUGAUCGCCGUGGACGGCAUGAUUCAGAAGAAGAUCACAUUGAGCUAGCAAGGAAAUCAGAGAGGGAUAGUGAUAGGAGACGAAGAAAUGAUGACAGGGAUAGGAGACGGGAUGAUGACAAUGAGCGCAACCACAGGGAUAAGGGUGUGAGCAAGCAGCAAGAAGAAAGUAGGAAGAAAGAGAAUGGAAAUGGGAGAACUGUUAGAGAUGCAAAUCCUCAACGACAGACAACUAUCCCUGGAGGUAACCUGAAUGGUGAUGCAUCUAAUUUGGGCAAGAGUGGAGGUGUUUACAUUCCCCCCUUUAAGAUGGCGAUGAUGAUGAAAGAAGUUCAGGAUAAAAGUAGUGUAGAAUAUCAAAGGUUAACGUGGGAUGCUCUGAGAAAGAGCAUAAACGGGCUUGUAAAUAAGGUUAAUGCUACAAACAUAAAAAAUAUAAUUCCUGAAUUGUUUUCGGAAAACCUGAUCAGGGGAAGGGGACUUUUUUGUCGGUCAUGUAUGAAGUCACAGAUGGCAUCUCCGGGAUUUACAGAUGUUUUUGCUGCCUUGGUUGCUGUUGUUAAUACAAAGUUUCCCGAGGUGGGGGAUCUUUUGCUUAGAAGGAUUGUUUUGCAGCUUAAGAGGGCUUAUAAGCGGAAUGACAAACCUCAAUUACUAGCAGCUGUUAAAUUUAUAGGGCAUCUGGUGAAUCAGCAAGUAGCUCAUGAGAUCAUUGCUCUUGAGUUACUCACAGUUUUGCUCGAGAAACCUACUGACGAUAGUGUUGAAGUAGCUGUUGGUUUUGUGACAGAAUGUGGUUCAAUACUGCAGGAUCUCUCACCUAAGGGUCUUCAUGGUAUCUUUGAGCGUUUUCGUGGGAUUCUUCAUGAAGGAGAAAUUGACAAACGUGUUCAGUUUCUGAUUGAAGGCUUGUUUGCAAUAAGAAAAGCGAAGUUUCAGGGCUACCCAGCUGUUCGACCUGAGCUAGAUCUUGUGGAGCAGGAAGAUCAGUUAACUCAUGAAGUGUCCUUGGAUGAAGAGAUAGAUCCUGAGAUUUCCCUUGAUAUAUUCAAGCCAGACCCCAAUUUCCUGGAGAAUGAGAAGCGGUAUGAAGAGUUGAAGAAAUCAAUGCUGGGUGAGGAAUCCGAGGAUGAAGAGGAAGGCAUGGAUGCUGAGUCAGAUGAUGAAGAUGAAGAGGAUGAGUCUGAUGAAGAGGAUGAAGAACAGAUGCAAAUAAAAGAUGAAACAGAGACAAAUCUUGUCAAUCUUCGAAGGACAAUAUACUUAACGAUUAUGUCUAGUGUUGAUUUUGAGGAAGCAGGUCAUAAGCUUCUGAAAAUUAAGCUAGAGCCAGGUCAAGAGAUGGAAUUGUGCAUUAUGCUUUUGGAAUGUUGCAGCCAAGAGAGAACCUAUCUCCGAUAUUAUGGUCUUCUGGGGCAGCGUUUCUGCAUGAUCAACAAAGUNCACCAAGAAAAUUUUGAGAAGUGCUUUGUGCAGCAGUACUCCAUGAUUCACCGACUUGAAACAAAUAAACUGCGUAAUGUGGCAAAAUUUUUUGCUCAUUUACUUGGCACAGAUGCUUUACCUUGGCAUGUUNUAUCAUAUAUACGCCUGACUGAAGAGGACACAACUUCUUCUUCACGUAUAUUUAUUAAGAUUCUCUUCCAGGAAUUAUCAGAACAUCUUGGAAUCCGGCUGCUAAAUGAGCGGUUAAACGAUCCAACUAUGCAAGAAUCUUUUGAAUCCAUAUUUCCAAAAGAUAAUCCNAAAAACACACGGUUCUGCAUUAAUUUCUUCACAUCCAUUGGUCUUGGUGGUCUUACNGAGAACCUACGUGAGUAUUUGAAGAAUAUGCCACGUCUUAUCAUGCAACAACAAAAACAAGUUUCAGAAUCUGAAUCAGAUGAUGAGUCGGGGAGUUCUGCUUCAUCGGAUUCUGGAACAGCUAGUUCAGACACAGAUUCAACUAGUUCUGAUGAGAGUGACGCUGAGCAUGAUAGAAGACAGAGAAAGCGGAGGAGAAAGUGAAGCUAUUUUAUUUUUAAUUUCUUUUUAAUUUCAUAAUUUUGCUUGUAUGGAUGGAAAAAAAAUUUGUACCAGGAAAUGUAAUCAAAUUUUCUUUCAA
Molecule: messenger RNA, 2830 nt
Organism: Vigna radiata var. radiata (mung bean)
Lineage: Eukaryota; Viridiplantae; Streptophyta; Magnoliopsida; Fabales; Fabaceae
Product: pre-mRNA-splicing factor CWC22 homolog
Exons: 8
Coding region: 190-2733 (847 amino acids)
Biological process (GO): mRNA splicing, via spliceosome
Cellular component (GO): catalytic step 2 spliceosome
Molecular function (GO): RNA binding; protein binding
Source: RefSeq, a predicted model, not a curated record